AUGGAGGUGUUAUCUGUUUUGAUAAAGAGAGCUGCAUUUUUGAAUCUAAUCCCUGGGUUAAGGCCAUCUUCUGAAGCAUUUGAGAUCAAUCAUCUACAAUUUUCAGAUGAUUUAAUUGUCUUCGUUGAUGACAAUUGUGCACAGAAGGUGUUAGAUGAAAAUGCUGGAAACAGUUGGAAUUUUGAUUUUUGCAGAAAUUUUAGGGAAGCUGAGAUAGAAGACAUAGCUCAUCUCCUGAAUUUUUUGGAUACUUUUAAUAGAGGUGAAGGUCAGGAUCACAGAUUAUGGCAGAAUGGUACAAAAACAUUCUCAGUGGCAGAGUGUUAUAAAUCAUUGGAGGAUGAUGGCCUGCUAGUUUUCCCUUAUAAAAGCGUAUGGAAUCCAAAAAUACCACACAAGAUGAUUUUCUUUGUUUGGUCUCUCUGUUAUAAUGCUGCACCUAUAAUGGAUUUACUGAGGAAUUCAUAUAAUGUGAAUGGUUGUGUGUUAUGCAAGAAAAGUGCUGAAUCAAACCAACACUUUUUUUUGCACUGUGAUACAACUAGAGAAAUUUGGUUUUACUUCUUAAGUGCCUAG
Messenger RNA from Papaver somniferum (opium poppy), 576 nucleotides. RefSeq lists its product as uncharacterized. The transcript has 2 exons. The coding region runs from base 1 to 576 and encodes 191 amino acids. NCBI's taxonomy places the organism in Eukaryota, Viridiplantae, Streptophyta, Magnoliopsida, Ranunculales, Papaveraceae. The record is from RefSeq and is a predicted model, not a curated record.